AUGACACAAUUUGAUUUUAUUGCUAAUUGCUGGAGUACACCUAGUGCUAGUUCUUGCAGUGCUGGAGGACACAUAGUGCUAGUUCUUGCUAAUUGCUGGAGGACACUUAGUGCUAGUUCUUGCAGUGCUUGUUUACAGAAUGCAUCAGCCUCUAUAUUGGGAUGCUUGCCAUGGUCCGAGGGUCGGACGCUGAAUACGGGGUGCUUUGUUAGGUACUCUGACAUCAACUUUCUUAAUCCUAUGCCGGGAAAUGGAAUUCCAAGAGGGACAAUAACAGUAGUUAUAGUAGCAGCGGUUAGUUCAGUAGGUGUUUUGGUUAUUGGAGGUCCAGAUUACCAGUGCAGUUCCUAA
Fraxinus pennsylvanica is the source of this 351-nucleotide messenger RNA. The record is from the annotation of a GenBank genome assembly. Lineage: Eukaryota; Viridiplantae; Streptophyta; Magnoliopsida; Lamiales; Oleaceae.